Molecule: messenger RNA, 1954 nt
Organism: Apis cerana (Asiatic honeybee)
Lineage: Eukaryota; Metazoa; Arthropoda; Insecta; Hymenoptera; Apidae
Gene: Hel25E
Product: ATP-dependent RNA helicase 25E
Molecular function (GO): RNA helicase activity; ATP binding; nucleic acid binding
Source: RefSeq, a predicted model, not a curated record
AUAGAUUAUGUAAUUUUAAAUGAAUAUACACGUGUGUACAUCUAUAUCUUAAAAUGAAUGUUUUGUAAGAAAAUUAAAUUUUAUUUGUUCUAUUUAUUUUAUACUAUUCAUUCUUUUUUUUAUAAGAAAACGGUAUAGCGUCACUAAAAUGGCGGUUACAUUAAGUGUAUAGUUUCUAUAAUUUUUAUUGUUAGAGCAAUAAUUUAUCAUAUAUAUAAAAGAUAUGGCAGAUAACGAUGAUCUUUUGGAUUAUGAGGAUGAAGAACAGACUGAACAAUUAGUUGAUGGAAGCAGGGAUACGCCUGCUAAAAAAGAAGUUAAAGGCACAUAUGUAUCUAUUCACAGUAGUGGAUUUAGAGAUUUUCUUCUUAAACCUGAAAUAUUACGCGCAAUUAUUGAUUGUGGUUUUGAGCAUCCAUCUGAAGUUCAACAUGAAUGUAUUCCUCAAGCAGUUCUUGGCAUGGAUAUAUUAUGUCAAGCAAAAUCUGGUAUGGGAAAAACUGCUGUAUUUGUGUUAGCAACAUUACAGCAAUUAGAAUUAACUGAAAACCAAGUUUAUGUUCUUGUCAUGUGCCACACACGAGAACUUGCUUUUCAAAUAAGCAAAGAAUAUGAAAGAUUUAGUAAAUAUAUGCCUCAUGUAAAGGUUGGAGUAUUUUUUGGUGGUUUGCCAAUUCAAAAAGAUGAAGAAGUCCUGAAGAAUACAUGUCCUCAUAUUGUUGUUGGUACUCCAGGUCGCAUCCUUGCUCUUGUUCGAAAUAAAAAAUUAAAUUUGAAACAUUUGAAGCACUUUAUUCUCGACGAAUGUGACAAAAUGCUCGAAUUAUUAGACAUGCGUAGGGACGUACAGGAAAUAUUUAGAAGCACUCCACACGGCAAACAAGUCAUGAUGUUCAGCGCUACAUUGUCCAAGGAGAUACGUCCUGUCUGCAAAAAAUUCAUGCAAGAUCCCAUGGAAGUCUAUGUGGAUGAUGAAGCGAAACUCACGUUGCAUGGUCUACAACAACAUUAUGUGAAACUUAAAGAAAAUGAAAAGAAUAAGAAGCUAUUUGAAUUGCUUGAUGUACUUGAAUUUAAUCAGGUUGUUAUCUUUGUAAAAUCUGUACAAAGGUGCAUGGCCUUGGCACAACUUUUAACAGAACAAAAUUUUCCUGCAAUUGGUAUACAUAGAGGUAUGACUCAAGAAGAACGGUUAUCAAGGUAUCAACAAUUUAAAGAUUUCCAAAAACGAAUUCUUGUAGCUACAAAUUUAUUUGGACGUGGUAUGGAUAUUGAGCGCGUAAACAUAGUAUUUAAUUAUGAUAUGCCAGAAGAUUCAGACACAUACUUACAUCGAGUAGCUAGAGCUGGUCGUUUUGGUACAAAGGGUCUUGCCAUUACACUAGUAAGUGAUGAAAGUGAUGCUAAGAUAUUAAAUGAUGUUCAAGAACGAUUUGAUGUUAACAUUACAGAAUUACCAGAUGAAAUAGAUUUAGCUUCAUAUAGUAAGUUUACUUUUGGAUUUUUAUAUAGUUUUAAUUAAAAAUAUUAAGAAAAAUUAAUUUUUUUUUUAUUAUAGUUGAAGGACGAUAAACAUAAUUCCAUUUCCAAAAAAAUAAAUUUGAGAUUUAAUAAAGUAAGUAUAUAUAAAUAAUUGUACGAUUUUAUUAUAAUAUGUCUUAAUAUUGAUAUUUUUUUUUUUGCAGGCACAGAAAACUUAAAAGUUAUCCUAUACACUUAUCAUUGUGUAUCCGUUAAAUAUAAGACAUAUUUUGUAUCGAUUUACAAUUUUCCUUUCAUCGAUAUGACAAACUUACAAACAAGUGACGUAAUCAAAUUCAUUAUAGCUAAACUAUUAUUCUUUUAAAAAUAAAUAAAUAAUUCAUGUUAUCAUUGUAUAAUACUAUUUAACUUUUAUUCUACGUUUAGCGAAUCAGAAUUGCGUGUAUAAAUAAAUAAAAGAGAAUACAUUUUA